CUGGCACUGGUCAUGGCGGCGCCGGGCGGGGCGCUCGCAGCGUGCGAGGUGGGGCAGCUGACGGUGUGCAUGCCGGCGAUCACCACCGGCGCCAAGCCGAGCGGCGCGUGCUGCGCCAACCUGCGCGCGCAGCAGGCGUGCUUCUGCCAGUACGCCAAGGACCCCUCCCUCGGCGCCUACAUCAGGAGCCCCCACGCGCGCGAGACCCUCGUCUCCUGCGGCCUCGCCGUCCCCCACUGCUAGGCGAGUAUGGCUCAGCAAU
Triticum aestivum (bread wheat) is the source of this 262-nucleotide messenger RNA. RefSeq names its product non-specific lipid-transfer protein 2G-like. Gene Ontology annotation, biological process: lipid transport. NCBI's taxonomy places the organism in Eukaryota, Viridiplantae, Streptophyta, Magnoliopsida, Poales, Poaceae. The transcript has a single exon. The record is from RefSeq and is a predicted model, not a curated record. The coding region runs from base 13 to 243 and encodes 76 amino acids.